CUUUAAAAAAAAUACAGUCGAAGGAACAGAUGAACCAAUAAACAAAAGUUAAUCAUUUUGUAGACACUAAUAUCGUUUUUUUAUUUGUGAAUCACUAUUUGCAUAAGAAUAAGUGAAGACUGAAUUUCGACGAAGAACAGCAAAAUGGAACAUCACCAAUUAAUCGAAGAAAUGCUACACAUUGAGCAAAUGCCUACUCAAGAGCGGUUAUUACUGGCCCGAAAGAGGAGAAUGCAUCAACUCAAAUUGUGGCAACAUAACGAGAAAGAGUGGGGUAGGAAGGCAUCGAAGAUACAAAAAACGAACAAAAGGGGUAUCGUUUUUAACGAUAGCGUUGUUUUGUUAGAGGCUGCGGCUAGAAACGAUAUUGAUGAAGUAAGACGAUUACUUAUGAAGGGAGUCAGUCCAGACUCUUGCAAUGAAGAUGGUCUCACAGCCCUCCAUCAAUGCUGCAUUGAUGACAACGAAUCAAUGCUAUUACUACUUCUAGAAUAUGGAGCCAACGUGAAUGCAGAGGAUAGCGAGAAAUGGACGCCACUUCAUGCGGCGGCUACUUGCGGUCAUCUCAAAUUAGUAAGAAUCCUAAUCACUCGAGGGGCUAACCUACUUGCAGUUAAUGCAGAUGGCAAUAUGCCAUAUGACAUCUGUGAAGAUGAAGGAGCCCUGGACUACAUAGAAAGUGAGAUGGCAAAAAGGGGAGUCACUCAACAACUAAUUGAUGAGACACGAGCAUCUACAGAGAAGUAUAUGCUGGAAGAUAUGAAGAAAAUAGCUGCUUCAGGUGGAAGUUUGGAGAAAUAUGAUAGUCAAGGAGCGACACCACUACAUAUUGCUGCAGCCAAUGGUUACAUAUCCGUGGUCGAAUUCCUGGUCGACAAUGGAGUACGAACUGAUGUGAAAGACAAAGAUGACUGGCAGCCUUCUCAUGCUGCAGCUUGUUGGGGCCAUUUGGAAGUCUUAGAGAUCCUUGCUCAUGCUGGAGCGAAUCUCAACGCCAGAAAUAAACAUGACGAAACUCCUUCAGAUAUCUGUGAAGACCCAGAGAUCAAAGAAAGGAUCAUAGAGCUAAAGACUGAACAGGAAAUAAAGAGACAAGCAGAAGCCAAGCGAAAAGUAAGGAGGUCGCAGAGUAAUACGAGAACACAGUCUGUAAGACGAACUUCCCUUAGAGAUAAAGGUUUGACAGCAAGAAGAGAUGCUGUUGAAGAAGCCAGGUUGCGGUUGCAGGCUGAAAGCAAUCACCUGGAUAAUCUAAAUACAGCUGUAAAUGGUCCAAAUCCAAAGCCAAUCUUGAACAAUAACCACUUACCUGACCUCAGUACAAGCAAUGAAAUAAGCUCAAAUUAUCCUUCGAACAUCGAAAUUAAUGCUGGCCAAGUGUCAGAAGACCGAAAGGCACCUGAAGGCAAAGAUGAUGAAUCCGUUCAGGAAGAAAUCGGAGACACGACAGAAAACACGUAUACUACUGAUGUCAACGGUAAAGUGACUGUCCACGUUGUGGUUACUAUUAAUGGCAACGGAACCUUGGCUGAUCUCAAGAAGCAGAGGAUGCAAAUCAGGAAUAGCAGUAAUGACAUCAAUAGUCUGUCAUCUCCCAUAGGGAGUAUAAUGGAGAAUGAUUCGAACUCCAGUCCCUCUACUGACAUCGUCAAGUUUACGGGUUACACUAUGGAAGAAAAUAUUGAAUACUCUAAGCCGAAACGAUGUUGUAUUAUACAGUAGUGUCCAAAGGAUCUCCAGGUAACCUAGCUUCAUCCUCCAAAGUCAAGAUCCCAUAUCCAAGCCGUUUUAUAUUCAAUGGUUGCCAUCCCCAGAACCUAUAAAGAAAUGUUGCAUUUAAUGAUUUUGAAGAUGACAUAGUUCUAUCAAUUUUGCAAUACAAUUUAUCUGUAUAUCUGAUAUGAAAUAUAUAAGUAUGAAAUGAUAAAUUGAUAUUUAAUUUGCUAUUCAUGGAGAUACCUGAUAUUGUAGUUAAAAUGCCUGAUUAUUUUUCUGCACCCUCACCUAAUUAAACAACUGUUCACAAAGCUCACCUUAUAUAGUAAAUAUUCUGGUUAUGCAUAGAUAGCAUCAUCAGAAUUGAAUGUCUCCAGUCAUCAUUCAAUCAAACCUCAUGAAGAGCUGCUUCAACAUUGUGUUGAGAAAAUUCAGUAUCUUCCU
Messenger RNA from Phaedon cochleariae (mustard beetle), 2160 nucleotides. The record is from the annotation of a GenBank genome assembly. Lineage: Eukaryota; Metazoa; Arthropoda; Insecta; Coleoptera; Chrysomelidae.